This is a messenger RNA of Pipistrellus nathusii (Nathusius's pipistrelle), 570 nucleotides long. The record is from the annotation of a GenBank genome assembly. NCBI's taxonomy places the organism in Eukaryota, Metazoa, Chordata, Mammalia, Chiroptera, Vespertilionidae.
AUGACCAUCACCUUGCAAGAUAAGUACUACACAGGGGUGGUGGGCCAGGGCUGCAGCUUCUGCCUCGGAACAUCCCUCACUCUCACGUUCAGACCGUGCUUGGGCUGCUCUGUCUGGCGGGCCUGGGCCUUCCGCCGCACCUGCAAUCCCCUACGAAGCAGAACAAGUUCCCUCUGGAAUCAGAAGGCCCACCCUCCCCACAGAAGACUUUCUCAACUGUCCCCAAAGGACGUCCUGCUCCUGGGUCUGCCUGUUUCUCCUCCAGGUCAGGAACCAGGACACCAACCCGCUGGCGGACAGAGAACAGCGCGUCGGUCAACUGCUCUGACCUCCGAUGGGGCGAGUAGGCUCAUGGGGCUCACGGGAAAAGUGACAAAGCUGGCUGGGGGCAACGCUCAUGGGCGCGGGGCAGAGGGCAGAGGAGAGAGGAAGAGCACCUGUGGCUCACCCAGCGCCUGCCUGGGACCUCUGCCAGCAGCUGCCCACCCCCACUCCAUCUCCACCCCAUCCCACGCCAGGGACCCACUCUGGUCUGGGCCUGUGGGCUGUGAAACCACCUCACAAGGUUAA